AUGGCUCGCGAGCAAGGAAAGCCGACGUCUCGCGAUGCGAGCCACGUGGGUUCUAGGCCGUUGUUGCGACAGAGACGAGUUUGCACCAGGUCAGUCCCUAGCGCUACUGUUCACCAUCAUCGAAAUGGGCAAAUUAGGUACCUUAAUAUCUUUAACAUUAAGACCGACGCGUCUUCCGGUUUCUUAUGCUGCCCAGGAUGGACGCAAGCGACACAGACGAGUUAUGGCUGCAAUAAACCUAUCUGUCCAGCUCCCUGCUUGAACGGAGGAAUAUGCACUUCCCCCGGCAGGUGCACGUGUCCCAAAGGAUUUACAGGCAGCCAGUGCCAGACAGACGUCGACGAGUGCGUGACAGAGAAGCCCUGCGAUCAGCUAUGCAGAAACCUACCCGGGACCUACGAAUGCCACUGCAGGCCCGGUUUUCAACUUCAGAAAGAUCGUCAGUCGUGCAGAAAAAAUGACACGGACGACAUUGCGUUUGAAGCUCGAGAUUUGGAGAAAGAUUUCCACGAGUCGACGACGACGACUACGAGACGUCCGUCAAUUUCUUCGCACGAUACGGAGAACGAGGUGUCCGAUGGUGACCUCGAUCAGGACUACGAGAUUAUUCUGAAAAGGCUAACCAAGCUCGAAAAGCAAUUUGCAAGAGGAAGAAAGAGAGACACGGAAACCACAGAAAUGAGUAACAAGGUUGCAUCGGUUAUGGAAAGUAUCAAUGUGAUGAAGAGGACUGUUGAAAAUGUCCAACACAUGCAACAGGAAAUAUAUGAAAUGCGAGGAAAACUGAGGGAGUACGAGUUGGAGACGAGGAGAAUGCAGCACUUAACAAAUCGAGUGAUGGAAUUGGAAAAUCGUUUGAGAUUACGUUGCAGAACAGCGAUUCCAAUCAGCAACGGUGCAUUAAAUUUUUAAUAUAGUUGUAACGAAGGGAAAGAGUAUCAAAUAUUUUGGGCAUUGCCCGUAGAUAUAAUAUUUAUGUAGGAAAAUUUGUUACAAAAAACGAUCAUACUAUCACUGCCAUUUA
Messenger RNA from Hylaeus volcanicus, 1024 nucleotides. RefSeq lists its product as uncharacterized. Bases 1 to 912 code for a protein of 303 amino acids. The record is from RefSeq and is a predicted model, not a curated record. Gene Ontology annotation, biological process: anatomical structure development. Gene Ontology annotation, cellular component: extracellular region; cell surface. NCBI's taxonomy places the organism in Eukaryota, Metazoa, Arthropoda, Insecta, Hymenoptera, Colletidae. Gene Ontology annotation, molecular function: calcium ion binding; signaling receptor binding. The transcript has 9 exons.